ACAGCGCGCGGAGGCGCCUCCCCAUUGGCCGGGCGCGCCGUCCGUCCGUGCCGCGCGCCGCCGCCGCCAUGGUGCGGUUCAAGAACAGGUACGUGCUCUGCGAGGUGGUCUCGGAGGACCCGCGGUGCCGGCAGUGCAUCGAGGACCGCGCGCUGGGCCUCGCCGUCAGAGACGCCAUCGCACGGGUGCAUGGGGACUACGGCCUGGCGUGCUGCUCUAUCUCCUUCACAGUGAAGUACCUGAACGCCUACACCGGGACGGUGCUGCUGCGCUGCCGCAAGGACUCGUACCGGCUGCUGUGCUCCGCGCUGCCCUUCGUGCGGUACCUGGAGAGCCGCGCCCAGCGCUACCCCUGCCACCUCAACACCCUGCACGUCGGAGGUACCAUAAGAACAUGCCAGAAAUUCCUGAUUCAGUAUAACAGAACACAGCUGCUGAGGUUGUUGCAAAACUGUACAAAUGAAGAGGAAAGACAAUGUAUACAGAAGUCCUUGCUGAGCUGUUCCCUUACAGAAGAACAGUCUCAAAGUGGAGAUGAGGAAGAGGAUGAUGGCACAGAGACAGACUGAAUGUCACUUGUUACUGUUCAUCUCUAUUCUGUACUUGUUUAAUCAAGAUGUGAUUGGUUAUCUUCAGUGUUAAACAGUGCAGGGGACUGGAAAAACAUUUGUUCAUAUUUAGACUUCAUUCCCCAUUCCAAAUGUUUUUAAACAAAAAUUAAAAAAAUAAAACAUUAUUUCAUUUAA
Molecule: messenger RNA, 746 nt
Organism: Taeniopygia guttata (zebra finch)
Lineage: Eukaryota; Metazoa; Chordata; Aves; Passeriformes; Estrildidae
Gene: POP5
Product: POP5 homolog, ribonuclease P/MRP subunit
Biological process (GO): tRNA 5'-leader removal
Cellular component (GO): ribonuclease P complex
Molecular function (GO): ribonuclease P RNA binding
Source: RefSeq, a predicted model, not a curated record